Seminavis robusta is the source of this 1325-nucleotide messenger RNA. Lineage: Eukaryota; Bacillariophyta; Bacillariophyceae; Naviculales; Naviculaceae. The record is from the annotation of a GenBank genome assembly.
GCUGGUACUGUACGCUGGAACUAUUACGAAGUACUAAUAAUACCGCACCAACCAAUAGCCCCCAUCUAGCUAGCCAUCACAGCGCCAAAAGACUCCCACCUCAUCCUUCGUGCAUCCUCGUCAGCGCCAGUUUGUUUCUUCUUUCGUCUUCCUUCUGCCGCAGCUCUUCGGUAUUCCCUUUCAUCUUCCUUACUAUCGACAGCGAGCUAGCCCCUGCAGUUCAGCUCUCUGCUUGGCUGCCUUGUCCGUCUAUUGUUCUUGGGUAUACGCUACCAUUAGCAUAGAAAGAGACUGUGUUUGUACAGAACAAAGGAUUGAAUAGAAUUUCUUCGAUUGACUUCUUGAAUUACACACCGUACAUAUAUUCAAGCCAUGGCGAAAUUGACCAAGCAGACCACGUUUGUGAUUAUUGAAGAAAAGCCAAUCGGUCACGACGACAUCCAGAACAAUCCCUAUUGGGACAAGCCAACACCAACCGAGACAACUUCUGAUAAUGGCAAUGCCUAUUGGGACAUUCCUCGUCCCGAGACUACCGGUACGAGUCCUCCUUUGGCAGCCACCAACCAUAAUAACUCGAAUCCUUAUUGGCAAAUUCCAAUCAAUCAACAACAACAAGAUGAUGAGAUUGCUUCCGAUAUCAAUCCGCAAAACUCUACUUCUGGUACUUCCUCUUCUCCUGGUGGUACCACUUCUUCUUCUUCUACCAGUAGCAGUACAGACCCACCGGGAGAAGGUAUUUUGCAUUCGAUUCGUCGGUACGAUCAACUCCGUCAAGAGUUCCCCCAAGAGUUUAUUCCCCCGGAAGACGACAAUUCCAACGUAGAACUCUUUGAACUGCCACCCACAGACGACGCAACCGAAAUUGCCUUUUGUCAUUUGACGGCCAUUCUACCAUUUACCCAAAACGACCAAAAACCAUUUCAAAUUGCCCACGAAGAUGCCGCCGCCGUGGCAUUGGCCGUGCAAGACUUGAAUUCCGGCAAUGGCGUAGUUGUGCCAGAAGUGGAAGGGUUGAAUGAGCGUUGCAAUAUCCGCUUCACCACGGAAUGGUUCGACACAGAAUUUCAAGGAGGUGUCGCAUUGGCACGGGUCGUCGACGUCACCAGUCGCUCGACACAAAAACCAUGUGCCUUCUUGGGAGCCUACCGAUCGGCCGUCUCCAUGCCCAUGAGUAUCGUCACGGGAUUGUUUGGAUACCCACAAAUCAGUGCCGGUAGUACCAGUGCCGAUCUUGACGAUGCCUCGCAAUAUCCCCUCUUUGGAAGAACCAUUCCCAGUGAUGCCGGAAAUGCCAUUCCCAUCAUUAUAUACAUGCACACUGUAUU